AUGCGAUUUAAAAAUUAUUUGAAAUUAUUAAACUUUUAUUGUUUUUUAAUUUUGAUAAUCAUUUUCGUUGCAAAUCUGUCGGUUAAUGCUGUUCAGCUUCAUUUAGGAAGAAACCAUGAUGGCUAUCAAAAAUUGGAAAAAGUGGAAGACAUAAUUGGAGAGUUAAAAGAGGAAGCAGAAGAAGCUGGAAAUUUGGAGAAAUUUACGAAAGAAUUACUUCCUGCUAUUGAAAUUCUAACUGAUAUUGGCAAAAUACCAAAGUAUAUUGCUGAAAUUAAAGAGAUAAAUAAAUUAGACGAGAAAAUCCCAACAUUCUUUAAAAAUAAAUUAAAUUUUGAAAUGUUUGUAGAUUAUUUCAAUCAACAAUACCUGAUGAUAAAAACCGAUUCAAAAAAGAAGUUUUCGAAGACAAUGAAGGAAAAGUUUGAGGUUCUGUUUAGAGAAAUUUUGAUUCUUUUUAGCCAAAAAUUAACCGCUUUUUGCCGCUUUUGA
Meloidogyne enterolobii is the source of this 492-nucleotide messenger RNA. The record is from the annotation of a GenBank genome assembly. NCBI's taxonomy places the organism in Eukaryota, Metazoa, Nematoda, Chromadorea, Rhabditida, Meloidogynidae.